Molecule: messenger RNA, 342 nt
Organism: Didymosphaeria variabile
Lineage: Eukaryota; Fungi; Ascomycota; Dothideomycetes; Pleosporales; Didymosphaeriaceae
Exons: 2
Coding region: 1-342 (113 amino acids)
Source: RefSeq, a predicted model, not a curated record
AUGCUAUACCCAACCUCACUCCUCCGCUGGCUCCAGCGCAAGCGGUACCAAUACGAAGUCACAUUCUCCCUGUACAUGUUGACGUCAACCGAGAAGUUUAUUCUGAAUUCCCUCCUCUUCCUCCUCCUCUCGCUCUUCAUAAUAGCCGCCUCGCUCUACCUCCCCGAGCACAUCGCCUUCAUGGCGAACCGCAUGUUCUACUACUUCUCGGGCGACUCGUCGCACUUUACCUCGCAAGCAGCGCCGAAGCACGAGUUCGCGACGGCCGCAGUCACACAAUUGCUUAGUAACAACGAGGCGUUACGAGGAGGGCCGGCGGCGGGACAUGGGCAUGAGUUGUAG